Epithele typhae is the source of this 1272-nucleotide messenger RNA. Its product is annotated as snRNA-activating protein of 50kDa MW C terminal-domain-containing protein. Gene Ontology annotation, molecular function: RNA polymerase II cis-regulatory region sequence-specific DNA binding; RNA polymerase III type 3 promoter sequence-specific DNA binding; bent DNA binding. Gene Ontology annotation, cellular component: snRNA-activating protein complex. The transcript is spliced from 6 exons. The record is from RefSeq and is a predicted model, not a curated record. Lineage: Eukaryota; Fungi; Basidiomycota; Agaricomycetes; Polyporales; Epitheliaceae. Gene Ontology annotation, biological process: snRNA transcription by RNA polymerase III; snRNA transcription by RNA polymerase II. The coding region runs from base 1 to 1272 and encodes 423 amino acids.
AUGAACCUCACUCCAGGACAAACACAUGAAGCGUACCUAGGCCCAUCCUCAGGACCCAUCGACAUCGCCGCCUUCCUGAGCGCUGGACAUCCCGGAAAUACGCCAGAAGAAAUAGGCACCUCAGGUGCGCCUUCUCAGGCGCGCGGAUUACAACUCAGCGCGAGAGAGGAGUGGAGCACACUGGACGCUGCUCAACAAGAAGCAGUCCAGUCAGAAUGCUGUGUAGACGAUCUCCGAGCCCUGCUAAACGACACGAUGUCAAAUCCCCGUCUCAUGAACCAUGUCACCCGCACACAUGAUGCAUUCGUCCAGGCCAUUUAUGAGACUGCCGAGCCAACUCGGAGGAAGCGCAAGCGUGCAACUUUCGCUGAUCCUGAGGACGAAUUGCCAGAGGUUAGGGCGUUGCGACUGAAGCACGAAGCAAUCGCACUCAAAUGUUGGCCGCUGACUAUCCACGCGGCAUCAUUCAUACGACCUUCUAAACAGUCCGACCACAACACACUCGUCAAUGUCAAGACUAUCGGCUCGGGGCCGACGUCCGAAGGACAGCGCGAUGACGCUCUCCUUUUUGUCACGGUAUACAAUCGUCUGUCAUGGGGGCAGAAAUUCUUGUCUCGCGCGUCGCAGCACGUCGUCUUGUCAUCUCAAACGAUCGGAGACUUCUACGAGGCUAUUCCGUGCUCCUCAAACGAACGGCCCCUCGAGGUUCACGAUGAUUCUGGGGACAUCAUAGGAUAUAAGUCUAGGCAAAGCGACGAUAUGGCCACGGACGCAAGCACAUCGGGGGCUAUGGUGUGCAUUGAAAACGUUCUGUACGGCGACGGUCAGGACGAGCACGACUACGCUGACAAGGCCAUGCAAUUGGUGCAGACGCUACCUGAAAACAGUCGGCCGCAUGUUUCUCUCGGCGCAUCCAUGCACGACGUGAAGUUCGCCUCGCUGACCAUGAGAUUGCAUGAGCCAUACUGGAUAGUACAUGCCGGCAAGUGUGAACACUGGUUCAUCGUCAGUAGUAUCCGCUUGCGGCACCCUUCAGAUCCUCGAUCUGGCUAUCCUCUGACAACGCAAAUCACACCUGCUCUGUCCGAGAUUUGCCGAGUGUGUACCAAAGUGCCGGCCCUUUUCUCUGUGGUAGGUGACAUGAGGUUCGGCGAAAGCCCGUUCUUGAUCUGUGGACCCUGCUGGCGUUGGAUGGGCGAACCGAAGGACGGAUCGGAGGUUCUGGUCGUACCUGUACCUGUACACGAGCUAGGCUGGUCGAACACGACAUGA